AUGUCUUUUGGCUUUGGAAACACUGCAAACACCCUUGGUGAUGGCGGUGCAGCUGGAGCAGGAGAAGCUUCCGUUGGACCUGAUUUGGAAACGAUACAGACUGAGGGUCUUGGAUUCCUGCCCCUUGCUGGCGAGGCAAAGGUUCGCCUUACUUCACCAUGGCUUUCUUUACCGGCCCAGACAUCAAGUCUACUUAGCAUCGCCUCCCGAAGGGCCCUUGUGGCUGCCGCCGGCCCCGAUCAAGUGACCAUUGCUACGACCGAGUCCGUUCGAAAAGCUUUCAGCUCCCCAAAGGAUGGCGAGUCAGAAGUUCGCUCCUUUGAGCCCCAACUCAAAAUCCCUAUGCCUAUGCGCAUUUCGCAUCUUGCUUUCACUGCAGAUGAAAAUCAUUUAAUUUUGUCGGCAGAGUCGGGUGGUGGCCUUGCAGUCUAUGAGGUGCAGAGCCUCCUCCAGGGGUCGUCGAAUCCUGCUUUUGAGCUAUCCACAAAUGGUGAAUCUUUGCUGUACCUGGCGCCCAAUCCUGUGGCGGGGAAAUCUGAGCUCUGCGCUGUCGUGACCAGUAAUGGAAACUUAUACAUGGCAAACUUUAAGGAACGGAGCUUGAGUAGCCCUUUGAAAACUCAAGUGAGUUGCCUCAGUUGGAGUGCCAAGGGCAAGCAGCUUUGCGCUGGUAUGGCUGAUGGGACUAUCUCUCAAAUGACUCCCGAGGGCGAAAGCAAGGGAAAUAUCCCCAAGCCUCCGAAUUCAGGAGACUGUCAUGUGUCUUCACUCAUUUGGUUGGAAAACAAUUUAUUCCUUACCAUCCAUAGCACCACACACGAGUCACCGCCCAGCUCGGUAUAUCACAUUAUCAGCCGGCAAUCACCAUCAUCAUUCACCUUCCAAAAAUUAACGGAUCCCGUCGAGCCUUUUGGGGCAGAGAAACCUCCUCACCACUCCAUUUUGCGGUUAAGGGACUUUUUAGACCUGCAAGAUCUUCUCAUCGUAUCCUCCACUGCCUCAACGGAUGUUGGUAUUUUCACAAGGUCAAAGACGCCGCUGGCUCAUGACAAGCCGGCCGACUCCAUCACCAAUGUGUUCACUACUACUGAAUUCUUGGGAGAUACGAGACAAGCAACGUUGCCUAUGACGGAGAGCAUGGAUGACUCAGUGACUAUUGGCGUAGCUUUGGAUCUUUCCAGCAAAGAUCGGGUAUACAAGCCCAUUCCAUCAGACGAUGAACUAGACCAGUCCCCGGGACCUCUACCCGGAUUCUGGGCUCUGACCCAUGAGGGCGUUCUUUGCUCAUGGUGGUUCGUAUACAACGAAGCAGUCAAAAAGGGCCAAAAUUAUUCUGGUCUAGCCAUGAUGGAUAGUACAGUCCAGUCAGCACCAACCUCAACACCCACAGCAGCAGCAACUUCUGCCUCUCCAUUUGCCGCUGCUUCCUCAACUCCCUUUGGCUCCUCUACAACACCAACCGCAGCGCCGGCUUUUGGAAGUUCCUCGCAGCUGGGACAGAAAUCUUCGCCAUGGGGGGCGUCAACUACAACACCAGCAACUUCCACAGGGGGCGCUACAUUUGGCUCCAGCACUUUUGGCAGCUCGCCAUCUGGCACAGGCUCAGCAUUUGGCAAAACCAGCUCCUUGGGCUUUGGCCAAUCCUCGCAGUUGGGUAUGAGAACGUCCCCGUGGGCAUCGGGCGCUGGUUCGAAGCCUGCGUUUGGGCAGUCAGGUUUCUCUAGCUUUGCUAGUGGAGGCAACAAUCAAAGCCCAUUUGGUUCUGCCACUGCCACUUCCAACACAAGUAAUGCAGCAGCACCUGCAGCACCUGCAGCACCAUCAACAGGAAGCGGCUUUUCCGCAUUUUCUUCUCAGGGCGGAUUUUCAGCAUUAGGUGGCAACAAUAGUAGUUCAGGCGGAUUCGGAAAGGGCAGUACGUUUGGCGCGAGCACUUUUGGCACCCCCGCGAAAUCCAAUACCUCAGCAGACACUGCUUUCGCUGCUAAACAAGACAAGCCACUUGCAAACCCAUUCGCGUCAUCAACACCGUUUAAGCUAGAAUCGUCCUUCAAGCCGGACCCAUUCCAAAAGGAUUCGAACGAGAAGGCUUCCGCUACUUUCGGCGGCUCGAUGUUUGGAAGCGCAUUCGGAUCGGCUUUGGGGGAUGUCGCCGCCAGCAAACCCAGUGAAGCCACAUCUUUGGCCAAGGAUGAGGACAUGGAUACAACUGAAACCACUGAAGAGACUCCUCAGAGCAAGUCACCAUCAAUUUUCCCACCCCAGCAACCCCAAGAAUCCACUACUCCAACAACAACUCCUGGACCCUCAAGGUUUAGCUUCGCAACAUCAUCAACUCCCGGAACCUCACUUUUUGGACCAGCGACCAAAACAGAAACACCUUCUGGUGGCUUAUUUGGCACUCCCAAAGAGACUCCGAAACCUGGCGGAUUUUCUCUGUUUGGAUCAUCCAAAGCUACCGAUUCAACUGCCGGGGAACCGAAGGUCAAAGUUGAAGCGCAAGAAACUCCCUUGCCACCUGACACAACGAGCAAAGCUGCUUAUCCUGUGGGUGGUUCUUCAUCUUCCUCGGCAGCAUCUAAUGGUAGCCAAUUGUUUGGAUCAACUACUACGCCUCUGAAGCCUGAUUCUACGCUUUCAUCAUCCGAUUCUGCAACCCCAAAACCCUCCUUGACCCAAACCGAUGCUUCUCUGCCGUCCGUCAGUCCAAAAACGGUCAAACAAGCGCAACCUAGCUCUAAACCUGACGUCGUCAAGGUUGCCGAACUGGUCGAAAACCCUCUUGUUGUCGAGGAUGCUCCGCUGCCACCCGACUUCACCAAGAAGCCCUCUAUUCAGACUUCGCUACCUGCUGAUUCCACCAAGGCCCCGACCACAGCCAAGGGCAAUGAUGCGCCAGCGGCGGCAGGCUUUGUUUUGCCAAGGGUCCCUUCAAAUGAGCCGUCGAGUAUACCCUCCCUCCCAGAAACAACGGAAGACGAUGAAAGUGACCUGGGUGAGGAUGAAGUCUCAGAAGGAAGCGGAGUGGAUGUCGCAAAGGACCUAAGUCCAGUAACGAGUGGCCUGAACGUCACGCCUGGUUUCACUCCUCAAAGUUCGUUCGGCGGCAUUGCAGGGGCGACCCCGGCCUCUGUCCGACCCGAAGAUAGGGCUCGUCCACUGUUUGGAGAAAUCAGCCGCGGAGCACCCACCCUCUUUCCCAAGCCAAGUCAGGCUAGCCCCCGUUCGCCUAGUCCUGUGCGGGGUGCUGUCCCCCAGAGAGUGAUUAGAUCCGAUGCUACACGGUCGGUUAGUGCUCCAGGUAUGGCAUCGCAGAUUCUUGGACCGAAGCAGUCUCAGAUGCACCCCAGCAGCUCCAUCAUCAGCAGCAGGGAGAAACAGCCGCGAGGCGAGGACCCGUUUAUGCUUCAGCAUAGACGCAUGAGGGAGCGACAAGAGGCGGAAGAGACUCAGCCUCUGGUUGACGAGGAGGAUGAAGAAAUGCAGAAGGUGCUUUCUUCCGAAGUUGAAGGCACCUUGCAACUUGAUGAAUUUAUUGCGCAUUCAAAUGUUGCCCCACCUGCGAAAGAAAGCGUUCCUUCUCAAGUGGAAGCUGUGUAUCGUGAUAUUAACUCUAUGAUUGAUACACUGGGACUCAACGCGCGGGCGGUCAAGGCAUUCACAAAAGGUCACACUGAGAACGCCGCGGAAGGUGGCCGAAGCAAACAAGAUCUUGAGAUUCCGGAUGAUUGGGUUCUAUGCGAGAUUAAUGAAUUGGGCGAAGUCCUCGAUAACGAGCUGCACGCAGAUCUCGAGAACGGCCGCGUGCAGAACUUGGAUGACAAGUUGGACGCCUGUCAAGACCUGUCACGAGAUAUGCAACGACUACGAGCUAAACAAGAAGACCUUAAAAGAGUCAUCAUGACUCGGAUGGACCCAGAACAGGCUGAACAAGCCCGAACGCUACCCCUCAGUGCUGAACAAGCUGCUCAACAAAAUGAGUUACGCAGGGGAUUUACCAACUUUACAAAGGUUCUGACAGAGGCAGAGGAGGCAUUGACUCUUCUCAAGACCAGAAUCGCAGCUACAUCAAGCUCAUCAGGCAGGGGAAGUGCCAAUGUACCCACAGUCGAAGCGAUCAUGCGCACCAUUUCGAAGAUGACCUCAAUGGCUGAAAAGCGAAGCGGAGACAUUGACGUGUUGGAGACGCAGUUGCGUAAGAUGAAACUCGGGUCAGCAAGCCGUGAGGCAUCUCCAAUAAUGACACCACAAGCGAGAAAGAGCAUCAUGAUGUCUCCAGACGUGACUCCGUCCCGUAACUUCCGCCAAAGCCUGACGAUGUCAUCUGGUGUAAUGUCCCUGGACGCGGCAAUGAAGGGCACGCCACCAAGGAAGAAGCUUAUCAUGGCACCAGAAAAGAUGGCCAACUGGCGAAGCACGCCUAGCGCAGAAGUGCAAGAGCAACGCAAUACUGUGGGUAUUAACCUCGAGACUGUCACUGAUGUAACGUCUGUCGACUACCCGGGCCACUUCCCCGGCGAGGAUCACGCCUAUUCUCUCGAUCGCUUUCGAGCCGGCUUCUCCGUCAACUUCCACCAGAACGACGCCAACUCUUCCUCCUUCUCCUUGAUGGGCCUCGAUGCCUCGCUGGCCAAUGCCUUUCGCCGCAUUCUCAUCGCCGAGAUCCCCACUCUAGCCAUUGAAAACGUGUACAUCGAGAACAACACGUCGGUGAUCCAGGACGAGGUGCUCGCCCACCGGCUGGGCCUGAUCCCCUUCAACGGCGGCCGCGAUGGCCUCAAGAACUUUCUGAAGUGGCACAAGAAGCCGGAGGCGGGGGAGGACCCCUACGCCGGCUGUUUCGACUGGAACACCGUGCGCCUGGAACUCAACGUCACCUGUACCGUGAACCCGGACGCCGCGCCAGACGAGCGCGACCCCCUCAAGGCCUUCAAUAACGCGCACGUCUACGCCAAGGAUAUUGUGUUUGUCCCCACGGGCAGGCAGGUCGAGUUCUUCAGCGGCGAGGACGCCAUCGCCCCCGUCAACCCGGACAUUCUCAUCGCCAAGCUGCGGCCCCGACAGACGAUCAACUUGUCGAUGCACAUGCACAAGGGUAUCGGCGCUGACCAUGCCAAGUUCUCGCCUGUUGCCACCGCUUCAUACCGCCUCAUGCCGACGAUUAAGAUCUUGAAGCCUAUUCUUGGUGCCGACGCCGAGAAGUUUGCCAGGUGCUUCCCGCAGGGCGUCAUUGGCCUGGAAAAGGUUACGCCCGCAGAAGCUAAGAAGGCUGGGAGUGGAUACGAGGGCCACGCUGGUGAGAAGAAGGCUGUGGUUAAGGACCCUAUGAAGGACACCGUGAGCAGAGAGUGUCUUCGACAUGCUGAGUUUGAGGGCAAGGUGAAGCUCGGAAGGAGGAGGGACCACUUCAUCUUCUCGAUUGAGAGCACGGGUCAGUGGGAUAGUGAUGAGCUGUUCAUGGAGGCGGUAAAGCACAUGAAAUUGAAGUGUAAGAAGCUGGAGCAGCAGGUUGUCAAUAUGGCGAGGUAA
Molecule: messenger RNA, 5529 nt
Organism: Metarhizium acridum CQMa 102
Lineage: Eukaryota; Fungi; Ascomycota; Sordariomycetes; Hypocreales; Clavicipitaceae
Biological process (GO): DNA-templated transcription
Cellular component (GO): RNA polymerase III complex; RNA polymerase I complex
Molecular function (GO): protein dimerization activity; DNA binding
Source: RefSeq, a predicted model, not a curated record